AACAGGUACUUCUCGUCAGGCCAAGCUCAGUCACCAACUGAUGUUGAUUUGGACUAAAACGUUAUGCACUGACAGCGGAAGACCUCAUAAGAGCUCCUGGGAGACUUCUAGAGGCCUCCACAUCCGGGAUCUUGAGAAGAUCAUACCAUUUCAGAUCAUCAAAUCAGUCUCCCAUGAAUAGAUAAUGGCAUUUUAUCCCCUGCAAAUUGCUGGGCUUAUCCUUGGACUUCUGGGCUUGGUAGGGACUCUUGCCACAACCCUUCUACCUCAAUGGAGAGUCUCGGCUUUUGUUGGCAGCAACAUUAUUGUCUUUGAAAGGAUCUGGGAAGGGCUCUGGAUGAACUGCAUUCGACAAGCCAAAGUCAGAUUGCAAUGCAAGUUCUACAGUUCUUUGUUGGCUCUCCCACCAGUCCUAGAAGCAGCCCGGGCCCUCAUGUGCGUGGCUGUAGCCCUCUCCUUGAUCGCUCUGCUUAUUGGCAUCUGUGGCAUGAAGAAGGUUCAGUGCACAGGCUCUAAUGAGAGGGCCAAAGUGUACCUCCUAGGAACUUCUGGCAUCCUCUUCAUUUUGACGGGCAUCUUUGUUCUGAUUCCAGUAUGUUGGACAGCUAAUAUUAUUAUCAGGGAUUUCUACAAUCCAGCUAUCCAUGUUGGGCAGAAACGAGAGCUCGGAGCAGCACUUUUCCUGGGCUGGGCCACCUCUGCUGACCUUUUCAUCGCUGGGGGUCUGCUCUGUGCAUUUUGCUGUUGUAAUCGCAAGAAGCAAAGGCUCAGCUAUCCAGCCCCAGGACACCAUGUGCCACACUUAAAUAAGCCAAGGAACAUGACGAGGCUGAGUAAGACCUUCACCAGUUAUGUAUAACUCUUGCUCUGAGCUCACACUUUGGAUUCUGGUUCAAAUGGUCCCUAAAAUCCUGCCAGAAAUGUAAGUACAUCAGGCAGGAGGACUUGCUUUCUGACAACAUUUGAAUGGAGAUAAAAAUGUAUAAAAGAGACAAACAAAUUUAAGUUGGUCAUCUGUUUUAGGAAUGGAAAUAUGUACUAGGAAAUCUGUAAAUGUGCUUACAGUUGUAGAAAUUAAGCAAUUAUAAAUUCCAAUAUGUGUUUUAUUUUCAUAUGUGAAAUCUAAAUCAAAUAACAUAUUCUAAUAGCUAAUAUAAAUUAUGACUUCCAAUAAUAUAUUACAGUGACAGCCAAAAUAUUGAAUUUUUCUUCAAUAAAAUGAAAAAUAAAAUAUAGCAAAUAAAGAUUUUUUUGUUUGUUUUUGGAAAUGGAGUCACACAUAAGUGAUUUUACUGCCCCAUGCAAUUUUCCUUCAUAUAUAUGUGAGAGAGAGAGAGAUACACCAUGGGAGCUAGGCUUCUUUGAGAGCCAUAGCACUUGCUAUAUGGCAUGAGCUUUAGAUCUGGGUCACAUAUAUGACCAUCCUGGUGAUCUAUCUUUCCAGCUGUCCAUUAAAGAUUCUUAACUGUAUGUAUCAAAAUGUUGAUUUUUUCCAGCCAAUAAAAACUUUUGUUAUUUCUCUAGAAAAUAUAAAUGCACAAGAAAUGAAACUCAGAUUCCAGUUUAGAAUACUUAAGAAAAUGGACCCUUUUUGUUAUUUUUAUUAUUGUUGCUAACAGACUUCAUUUCCUACAGCACUUUUUUUCUGAUAGAAAGACAAAAAGACAGAGAAAGAGAGAGAGG
Messenger RNA from Erinaceus europaeus (western European hedgehog), 1683 nucleotides. It is a transcript of the gene CLDN17, whose product is annotated as claudin 17. The coding region runs from base 185 to 859 and encodes 224 amino acids. Gene Ontology annotation, cellular component: bicellular tight junction; plasma membrane. The record is from RefSeq and is a predicted model, not a curated record. Gene Ontology annotation, biological process: bicellular tight junction assembly; cell adhesion. The transcript has a single exon. Gene Ontology annotation, molecular function: structural molecule activity. Lineage: Eukaryota; Metazoa; Chordata; Mammalia; Eulipotyphla; Erinaceidae.